Messenger RNA from Ipomoea triloba (trilobed morning glory), 465 nucleotides. RefSeq lists its product as uncharacterized. The transcript has a single exon. NCBI's taxonomy places the organism in Eukaryota, Viridiplantae, Streptophyta, Magnoliopsida, Solanales, Convolvulaceae. The record is from RefSeq and is a predicted model, not a curated record. The coding region runs from base 1 to 465 and encodes 154 amino acids.
AUGCUGGUUGCGUCUCUCCCCGAGGAGAUCAUGUACCUCGCCAUUGGUCGAUCCACUACGAGAGAGGUCUGGAGUUCCAUUGAAGCGGCCCUAAGCUCCUCCACCCGUGCCCGUUGCUUGAACCUUCUCGCCCAGUUCCAGUCGCUCCGGCAGGGCGACUCCACGCCGGCGGAAUAUCUCGGCUGUGCCCAACUCCUUGUCGAAGACUUAGCCUUGGCGGGUCGUCCGAUCUCCCUCGACGAACAAAACCUCUAUGUGUUUAGAGGGCUCAGGCCGAAGUUCAGGGCCAUGGCAGCGUCGCUCGUCGUCUCAGGUAAUCCGGUCUCGAUUCCUCAAUUGUCCGACUGCUUACAGACCCAACAAUUCAUCUAUUCGGAUGAUUUCGCGACUGGGGUUCCUGCGCUGCCCUCUAGAGCUCCGACAGUCAUGGUGGCCAACCGUUCACGAAGGCAGAAUGGUGAAUGA